Molecule: messenger RNA, 2364 nt
Organism: Cercospora beticola
Lineage: Eukaryota; Fungi; Ascomycota; Dothideomycetes; Mycosphaerellales; Mycosphaerellaceae
Molecular function (GO): glycosyltransferase activity
Source: RefSeq, a predicted model, not a curated record
UGAGUACUUUGCAUAGUCAGCGCCGGCCAUCGAACGGUCAUAAGGAGGCUGGCAUACCCGGUCACCGCCUUCUCGAGACGCCAUCGCGGUUCUUGGAUGUCUCGUUGAUCGUGGAUGGUCCCGAUGGACAAGCGCGAGUUUGUAGGAGCGCGGCGAGGGACACUGGGCUCGCCGGUCUCGACGUAGCGCAAUUGCAACAACGAGUACACGAGCGCUUUCAGGAGAUGACCGCGAAUCUGCGAAGGAAUUGGAAAAGGUGUUCCAGUGGACGGUGCUGCUGGCGCUGGUGAACAAGGCAAAGACCCAAGCCUAGGCCGGCGCGGGACUGACUACUUGCUUGGCUCCAGACUUUACAAAAGCGGAAAUUCUGGGCUUCACAACACGCAAUUGAGCCGUAUGGUCUCUACAGACCACAGUGCUGCAUCUCAGCAUACGUCCUAGGCCCUGGAACGAGCUGCACCGUGUGUGGGACUUAUGCGACCCUGCUAACCAUGCUGGUGGUCUUGCUGGGCUCCCCUGGAGCAGUGACGGGCGGAUGGUGAAUCGCUAUGCUAGGCACGUGUUGCUACUGCGCUCGGAGAGUGACCUCGCGCGCCGCUCAAGACAGCUUUGUUUUCUCACCCUCACCCUCACCCACACACCACUAUCGACACAACCAUCACCAUCACGACCACCCCCUGAAUACGACCGACAGCUCGCCGUCGUCCUCAGUAGCACGAGCACUUCGCAAACACGCCGGCGAGAUGACCGCUACGAACUUUUACUCGCGCUUCACGAGCUUCCGCCCACCCAGAGGCACCCCUUUGACGCUCGACCUCUGCGUCGCCCUCGACGACCUCGAGCUGAGCGCGCCAGUUGACUCCGCGGAAGCUGAUGAACAGGACCAAGAGACCACCGCGUUGCUCACCUGGGGCACGCGCCUUCCAAAUAGAUACUCUGAUGCCUUUGAGAGCGCCUGGCCAGAGAUGUCUGUCGCCGCCCAUGCAGAUCAAUUCAAGAUCGAUCUUCGCAGCUUGGACUUUGACCUGCACUGCAAUGAUCAGAUCUACAACGGAGACGACGCCCUCCGCCGCGCGCAUCAGAUGAUCUCCAACUACAAAGUCAUGAACAAGUCCUUUGGAGACAAGCAGCCCUCUUUUGCGUACGCGACACUCAUAACCAACGCGAGCUACCUGCCCGGAGUUAUCUGCCUACUUCACUCACUUCGCAAGUCUGGCGGCAAGUUCCCUCUCGUUGUGCUCUACACCAAGAACCUCACAGCCUAUGCUGUCGCCGCACUCCAGAUCGAAGAGAAAGAUCCCAGCAACUUUCUUGAGCUCUACUGCAUUGAUCCACUCUUACCUCCAGGCCAUCACAACCUCAAUGUCGCCGAUGCACGCUUCGCCGAUACUUGGACCAAGCUCCGCGUCUUCCAGCUCUACAAGCGCUUUACCACCGUUGCCUACCUCGAUGCCGACAUGAUCAUGAGCGAAAACGACAACAUUGAUUACAUCUUCGAGUAUGCUCGCUUCCUUCCAAAGAAUACCAUCGCCGCCGUCCACGACUGCGUCUGUAGCCAGCCAGAAUACGGCCCCAAGAAGUGCCUCUUCAGUCAGCAACAGCACAUCACUGCCGACUACGCCCAUAUCACUGCCAGACAAGGCGACACUGGCCCAGAGACACUGUUCAACAGCGGCAUGUUUCUCUUUCACCCAACCAAGAAGCUGUGGGACGCUCUCAUCUACUACUUCAACAACUCCACCAGACUUGGCGAGUUCCGCUUCCCAGACCAAGACUUUCUCGUCACCUUCUUCAAAUACCGCUUCACCGGCAUCCCGUGGCAGUGGAACGCCGUCAAGACCAUGGCCCAGCGCCACUCCAACGUCUUCGACACAGACCGGGUGUGCCUCACCCACUUCAUCGUCGACAAGCCAUGGGCCAAGCGCGUCGACGCCGACUCUCCGGGCACCCACAGCCCCCUCCACGCUACCUGGUGGGCCGUUUACGACGAUUGGAGGACGAAGAAGGAACAGAAGCGCGAGCGCAAGAUGUGGGAGCUCGUCAACAUCGUCGCCAAGCACACAGGCGACCGGAACGGAGUGAGGCCGAUCGACGGUGUGCCGAAGCAUGUCUGGGAGGGGAAGCUGCCUCUCGACAUGUUCACCGUCGUCGGUCUCGACGACUUGACUCCGUUCCGUGGCUACGGGCCAACCUAUUGGCCCGUAGUUGUUGGCGAGCUCCUGGCGGAGGUGGAGGAGAUGGAGGAGGAGGAUGAGGAGGCCCUCAAGAAGUUUUAGGCGUUUUUUGGCUGUAAAUAAAUCGGAAUUAAUUCACUUGCCGGGCGGAUGGGCUGGUCUCUCCGCCCUCGCUGGCUAUGACAACGGC